AUAACCUCAAAACUGAAACAGCAGAAGAUUAUCAUGGAAAGGGACCGGAGAGAAAGACAGAGACGAUAAACAUCUGACUGCAUUCAAAAUAUACAAUUCAAAACCCUCAUGUAAAAAGAAACGAGACACAACAUCGCCUGUUCUAAUGGUUUGAUGGAGAAUUGGUCGGAUGACAGCUGGAACUGUGGUUAUCACUGGUGGAAUACUAGCAACAGUGAUACUGCUGUGUAUCAUUGGUGUACUUUGUUACUGUAGACUCCAGUAUUACUGCUGCAAGAAGGAUGAAUCAGACGACGAGGAGGAAUGUUCAGACAUACCCGCUCACCCACACAUCCCUUGCAACUCAUGCAACGCGCAUGUCAUGGACGGAUUGGUCCCUCAAUUGGCGCUGCCAGGGGAGCCUAGCCAGACACUCACAAGGGGCUCGUGUCCCAGUUGCACGCCCUUUUAUGUUCGAACCGCUGACGAGAUGCGCAACGGGGGCGAACGUAUCUCAUACACUCCCGCCCGCUACAAAGAGCCAGGGCUGCCCCUCAAGGUGCCGUCACUUCAAGGUUUCCCGAUGAGCCGGCAGAACACCGUGCGGGAGAUGUUUGUGGGCGUCAGGGCUAUAAGUACUGAGGUGUGAACUGGGGCACCAGGGAGAUGGAGAGAAGGAGACGAUUUUAGUUUUCUCUAUUAAGUGGAGGUAAAAGAGAGUUUGCAAAAAACAACACAUGGCCUUGGACAACAGGUUCCAAUAAAGGAAUUCACCCCUUUCUAUUCUCAUCGAUGAAGGCCCAGCACUCAUCCUGCCCUGCAGGGCAUCCAUCUGAACGUUCUUCCCUCAGGACUAACAACACAAGACAAGCAACAAAGCCUGUCUUGCUGCACGCUUUUUUUGAAACGUUCACGUGUUUUUGGAAACCAUCUGCAAAGAAAGUGUGGUUCCUCUUUCUUUACAAAGAGGCCAAGGGCACUGUCUUUCAAAAUGUAAGGCCUGAUGGUGACACCAGUAAACCGGCUUGGAAUCUAAGCAUCAAAGAAGGACAAGUGCCAUUUCACUGUUUUCGCUUCCGCUGUCACGUCAGCUCACUAAUAUUGACUUCGGAUCAUCACACGGUAGUCUCAGAUGUGUUCACUUGGUUGUGUUCUGUACCAGAUUAUAGGCUUUGCUGCUCAACUCCCAGUCACUAACUUUACCUUUCUUUUAAAACUCCCCUUACUGGUCCUCCAGCAUCACUGACUGCCCAUUCCACCUCGUGCACUCUCGUCCCAAGCCGAUAGACGGGGCUGUUGUUGGGAGAAGGAAGAGAGUUUGAGCUCCUGGAUAUGGUUGCGGGUUUUCCCAAGUCUGUUCACUCUGUUUUUCUACCAACCCUUCUGAAGUUUUGAUAUGGGGCAUGGAGUGGGUGGGGAAUGACGGAGGAAAAUCCUGGUGACCAGGCAGGAUGGUCGAAGGUGGAAGAUAUUAUGGUGAAAGCUCCAAGAGUGCAUCUAACCUGAGUUGGCAGGAGCUAGAGAGAGAAGGAGAUGGUGGGUGAGAAAAGGAACAAUCCCUAUGGGAAGAUGUAUGAUAGACUGGAGGAUCAGGCCAGGCUCCAGUGACUGUCUACUCUCAGUUGGCUUGUUGACUCUCAGUGCCUGUCCCUACACUAGGGAAAUGUAUUGAUUUGAUUUGUUUACCUAGGUACAGUGAAAUGUGCACAUACAAAGUGCAUUAGGGUAAUAGAGCAGA
Chiloscyllium plagiosum (whitespotted bambooshark) is the source of this 1717-nucleotide messenger RNA. Lineage: Eukaryota; Metazoa; Chordata; Chondrichthyes; Orectolobiformes; Hemiscylliidae. The record is from RefSeq and is a predicted model, not a curated record.